AUGGAAGAGGACUGCCUCUGUCCUCCACUCUCACUGGCAGAGAUAGUUAAAAGCAAUAUCGUAGCAUGUUGGGGCAAGGAGAAUUCAGAAGUAAAAGACUGGAUCGCGUGCUUCGGAGGAGGAAAUGAAUCACAACCAGAAAGCCAGGAAGACCCCCGGGAAGUACUUAAGAAAACAUUGGAAUUCUGCUUGUCCAGGGAGAACCUUGCUAGUGACAUGUACCUUAUAUCGCAGAUGGACAGUAAUCAGUACGUGCCAAUCACCAUGGUUGCUAACCUGGGCCACAUCAAGAAGCUUAGCACCGACAUGGACUUGAUUGUCGAAGUGCUGAGGUCUUUACCUUUAGUCCAAGUGGACGAGAAGGGAGAAAAAGUGAGGCCAUACCAGAACCGCUGCAUAGUCAUCCUGCGCGAGGUCUCUGAGUCCACACCCGUAGAGGAAGUAGAAGCACUAUUUAAAGGAGACAACUUACCGAAGUUCAUAAACUGUGAAUUCGCCUAUAACGAUAAUUGGUUUAUUACAUUUGAGACAGAGGCAGACGCACAACAGGCGUACAAAUAUCUGCGAGAAGAAGUCAAAACUUUUCAAGGAAAACCAAUUAAGGUGCGGAUAAAAGCAAAGGCAAUAGCUAUAAACACGUUUUUGCCGAAGAACGGCUUCCGGCCCCUGAACUUGAGCCUCUACACGCAGCAGCGCUACACGGCCUCGUUCUACUUGCCUUCGUUCUACUUGCCUCCGGUCUACAGCGCCCAGCAGCACUUCCCUCUCUACAGCCUGGUCGCCCCCCAGGCCUGGUCAGCCACACACAGCUAUCUCAACCCGCCCCUGGUAACUCCAUUUCCAAAUGCUGGAUUUAUAAAUGGGUUCACGUCUCCCACCUUCAUACCUGCAGCAUUUCCUCUGGCCUCCCUCAGACAGUACCCUCCAGGAAGCAGGAACCCUAGUAAUUCUCACCCGUGCCAUGCCAUCCCCAGUGCAGAGAGGGGGCCUGGGCUCCUGGAAAGUUCUUCCAUGUUUACCUUCACUGAGGAUCAGCUGAUUAAUGGUGUCCAGAGCCCACAGAUGAGGCCGGCAGGUCAGCCUCAAGCAUGGGCACAGACCCCUCCAGCCUUCGCCAAGAGAGACGCAGGGCCGGGGCGCGUGGAGCCGAGCAGUCUGGAGCUCUCCCCUGGCUUAGGUAGAGGAAGGAAAAACUCCUUUGGCUUCCAGAAGAAGAGCGAGGAGAAGUUCACAAGGAGUCAGACUCAGUCUCCAACACCACCCAGGCCUCCAUCCCCCAGCUUUGAAUUAGGGCUGUCCAGUUUCCCCCCGCUGCCCAGGGCAGCAGGGCAUCUGAAGACAGAGGAUUUGUUUGAGAACAGGCUGUCUGGAUUGCUCACAGGAUCGUCCAAAGAAAGGAGCCUAAACGCAGAUGCCAGCACGAACACUCUUCCCGCGGUAGUCCCCCAAGAGCCCUCGUUGCCAGCCCCCUGUGCCACACCCACCACCAUCGAGCACGCUGCCUCCCCCGCCCGCCCGCCCGAGUAA
This is a messenger RNA of Camelus dromedarius (Arabian camel), 1527 nucleotides long. RefSeq names its product la-related protein 4B. Gene Ontology annotation, molecular function: mRNA 3'-UTR binding. Bases 1 to 1527 code for a protein of 508 amino acids. NCBI's taxonomy places the organism in Eukaryota, Metazoa, Chordata, Mammalia, Artiodactyla, Camelidae. The record is from RefSeq and is a predicted model, not a curated record. Gene Ontology annotation, cellular component: cytoplasmic stress granule; cytosol. The transcript has 12 exons. Gene Ontology annotation, biological process: positive regulation of translation.